CUUUGCUCUCUGACAAGUCAGACGGCUCAGAAACGCUUCGUGACAAGGUUCAACAGGCAUGAAAGGAAAAAAAAAACAACUGCGGCGGGAGGACUGGGACUGGGACCCGGUGCCAGCCCUUCCCAGCCUCCACAGCUCCAGCAACAUCCUCCUCCUCCAAACCGCUGAUCCUGAAACAAGUUUUUAGCGCUGAGAUCCUGGGCUGGGGCUCUGAGGGGGAGCCGGGUGCCUCUCUGCUCUGAAGGCGUUUCGUGGAGAGCAGUUCCCCACUUUCUGCACGUUCCCAGUUUAACAGGCGUGCUGAGGGUUAAGUGUGGAGAAGUUCUUGGCUCCUGCCCUGAGCUGGGUUGUUUUUGUAACACAGUGGGACCUGCUGGCCAUCCCCUUCAGCAGCUGUCUCCAAAAUGCCAGGUCCCCAGGGCUCUCCAGGUGGGGGAAGAGAUCCCAGACUGCAGCUGGAAGCACCAAGAAGAGAUGUGGCCAAGGGCUGACACUGUGAGUAUGUCACCACGGGUCCAUGGGGCUGGCCAAGUGCCACCACUUCCCCAGUAAACUGCCAUCCUGUCACUGUCACCUGCUGGCAGCCAAGGACACCUUGGGAAAUCCAGUGGGGCUCGAUGCAAUGUGGGGGGGCAGCUGGCAGGCAGUCAGCAGUUUCCUGCACAAACUUUACAAUGGAAUUUACCAUGAGGUGAAAUUCCUGCUGAUCCCAAGAGUAAAAGCAUCCCUGUUAAUAGCCCAGUUACUUGGUGUUAAAGGAUUUCACCAGGUAGAUGCAGAUCUCUUUACAUCCCUACCAGCUGGCUUAUGGUGAGGAACACCCUCCUGCAAGGAAGCCCUGGGAGAACAUUUGUCCAGAAUGCCAAGAUUUAACACGACUUUUUUUCUCAAAGCUUGCUCAAAUUUCAGUUUCACCUGGUGAGACAGCAGAAAUCCAGAUUAGAGUCUUACUAAAAUAUCCUAUGACUCAAACCUGCUCAGAAAUCCCACUGCUAGGAUGCUCUGCUGAGAAAAAAAACAAACCCCAAGCCCUAAAGCUGGGGCUGAGCAAACUGCUGGACCCUGGGGGAGGAGACAUCAAGUGAGCUCUUGGCUGAAACCAAACCCCUCCAGACAGGCAGAACUCCCACAUAAAGCAACCAUAAUCUUCAUGAUCACAUCUCAUUUACCUGCAACUGUAGGAGAGGAGCCUUUCUAUGUAGGAUCACCCCAGUGUGACAGCCCUAGGCCUGGGAUUUACAGCAAUGGCAGGUGGCUUAUACCUGUAUUUCAAUUUAAAGAUUGUGAACUCAUCAUAAAAAUAAGUAGGAUCAGCCCAACCCCUGCACUUGUGUCUCAGCUGACCUUAAAUGCCAUAGAAUUGCCUGUUCUUCUGAUUCAUAUUCAUGCAUUGCCUAGAAAUGUAUUUACUUGCACACUUGUCUAAAGAAAGCCAGAAACAGUUUGGAGGGAUCGGGGAGAACUGGGGCUGCCCCACUCCCAGGGGGAUGGAGGAGAUGGGGAGCUCUUGCUGGAGGGGAACUAGACGAGGAAACCACCAAACUUAGAGAAUCCAGAGAAAAGAAAGCAAGCAGAAGUUUAGGAUUUGAAAAAGUGAAGCUGCUUUUGAGUUAUGAGGCAAAAGCAGCUUUUUUUGGUUGUGUUUGUUGUUUUUUUUUUCCUUCCUAAUAUAAUUUCCAAAUGGAAGUACAGAGUUGUUUGUUGUUUAGGUGUUGUUUUAGGGGGGGACGACGUUCAGUGUUACAAGACUCACAUUUUCUGUUAUACUCCAAACUCCACAAUUUGACGGCCGACUUCCAAGCCUGCUGCUAACCGGGGUACGAUCCCUAAGGGAAUUCCAGAACGGGAACUCGCACAGGCGAGGCUGAACAGCCGCUGUUCGACUGUCACGGCGGUGGGAAACGCAGGUUUUUGAGCAGAACCGGCUGCCCUCGCCAGGAGAAGAGGAAAAGUGCAGCAGGUCCAACGGUUGCGUGGCCGGUGCCGGGGGCUGCGGCCGCCGUUUCUCUCCCUCUGUCCCCUCAAAACAACGAUCCCGACCCCCAGCAGAGGGUGGGGGGUUGCUCAGUCCCGGGUCGGGGAUGGGGAAGGGCUGGUUGGGACACGGAGCUGCUCUGUGAGUGCCGUCCAGGGGCCGGGAGCCGCGCUUCGGCUGCCAGCCGGGGUGGGGAGGGGACUCCAGGGAAUUUUGGGGGUUAAAGAGUGAUUUUUCUGUGCUUUGUGGAUGCUGGUUAGCAGGAGGCAAGCGAAGCGAGACGCCUGGAGCUUUCCAAGCCCACCCCGGAGCUCAGCCUGUCCCCGGGAUGGGGAUACAAGCGGGAUUUGUAAAGGUGUUUUCUUGUGUGCUGGCUGUAGAAGGUAUGCCAGAAGAUGCCUCCUGCCUGCUCUGUGCAACUCCACAGUUCCUCCUGUUGAGGAACAGGUUGGCUCUGGUUGCAGAGUCCACCAGGGCUGGCAGGUCCUCACUGGCCCUGUUUGAAGGAAGGCAGUUGUAAGGCUGAAUACAGCUGUGAUGCACAUCUGUUUGAUGAAGGAGGGAUCACUUUUUCAUAGUCACUUUCCAACAUUAGGUGGAUUAAAAAGUAAGAAAAAAUAUGAGAGAAGUAGUAAGUGCAGAUGAUUUUUUUCAAGUUCAGAAAGUUCUGAAGAAGAAGAAGAAGAGAAAACAGAGAGAAUAUCACCAGGAGCAUGAAAAUGGUGAAGGAGAAAGUGAAGAAAAUGCAGAGCUUGGCUGUGCUUCUCCUCUGCUGUUUGAUGAGAGAGCAGCACAGAGGGUUGAAGGCUUGAAAAAGAAGAAGAAACACAAAACCAAGGGGCAGAAGAAGCAGUCUUUGUUAGAUCAUUUUUAUGCAGGAGAGGAAACUGAAAUUAGUGAUGAAACUGGUGUGGGUGUUGCCAGAAAGAAAAAAAAGAAACCUAAGUGCAGUGAGAACACAGAUGAUCAGAGUGAGGAACCUGGUGUCCCAGAACAUCAGCAAAGUGAUGAGAGUUGUCUGGAGGUGGAUUGUGUUUAUUUCAAACAAUCUGCUAAGAAGAAAAGAAAAGCUAAAUGGCCUGAAAAUGAUGAGGAACAUGAGCUGCCUGCCUCAGAAACAGGUGAUAAAAAUGACCUUCAACGACCAAAAAAGAAGAGGAGGAGGAAGAAAAGAGGCAGCAGUAGCCAAGAGGUGCAGGAAGACACAGAUGUGACUGUUGCUGAGUUACUGGUGUCAUCUCCAGAGCAGAGCAGGCAAAAGGAAGACCCAGCCUUGGCCUCACCUGCAGAAGAGGGAGGUGCUGCCUCAUCCCAGCGAUGGCAAGAAGAUGGUGACACUGAUGAUUUUCUUGUCAUCAGUGAAGACUCCGUGGAUGGUCCUGCUCAUUUUUCCAAGCCAACUAAAGCAGCUGAUGGAUCUCAUCAGAAAACUCCAGCACGUGCCAGGAAGCCAACCAAAAGCAGUGUUUUGGUCAUGGAAGGAAGCUCUUCAGAAUGUGAAGUAAUGAUAUCAGAACCCUUGGCAUCAGAGGAAAGGAAGGACCAGAAUAGUUCCUUUACUGAAAUGGCAGACUCUGAUGAGCUUACUGUGGGUGAUGAUGAGAUCCUGAACUCUACUGUCUGUUCAGCCACGGGUUUGGAUACUGCCAGACAAGAAUUGGAAGAGUUUAUUCCUCAUGUGAGGAAUAUAUCAGACAGUUCAAUCAGGAAGAUGGCUGGGAGAGACUUAAUGAGGUUUAAAGAGUUUAAAAAACAAGGUGUUGCUGUCAAGUUUGGCAGAUUCUCCCAGAAGGAAAAUGAUCAAAUCCGGAAAAAUGUGGAAGAUUUCUUAUCCAUUACUGGAAUAGACAGUGCUGAGAAACUCCUGUUCACCUCCAGGUACCCAGAAGAUAAAGAAGCCAUCAACCGCCUGAAAGCAGAACACCUAUUUUGUGAAAAGCUUUCUGAGGGAAUACCACGGCCCUGGAGGCUGAUCUAUUACAGAGCAAGGAAGAUGUUUGACCCAAACAAUUAUAAAGGGAGGUACACAAAGGAAGAAAAAGAAAAGUUAAAAAAGUAUCAUGCUCUGCAUGGCAAUGAUUGGAAGAAGAUUGCUGAGAUGAUGUCCCGUUCUAACCUCUCAGUUGCUAUGAAAUACUCUGAAAUCAAGUCAGCUAUUAAUUAUGGUCCUUGGUCAAGGGAGGAGACCCAGAAGUUGAUGCAUGCAGUGGAGGAGGUGAUCAGGAAAAGGCUGGAAGGGGAAGAAUCCAAUUCCCUGUCAUCAUCAGGCAAAUCCAAUAGGGAUCUCUCCAUUGACCGUGAGAAACUGUGCCAGACACUGCCCUGGACUGAGAUUGAAGCUAAAGUGGGAACUCGAUACUGGAGACAAUGUAAACAGAAAUGGACUACCAUUUUAACAAACAAGAUGACCAAAGGGCAGCAGGUGUACAGGGGGACCAAAGGAUUACAGGCCAAGAUCAAUCUUAUCAAAAGGUUGUAUGAAAUGAAAGUGGAAGAUGCUAAUGAAGUAAACUGGGAAGAACUCAGUAAUAUUAUCGGAGAUGUCCCUAGAGCCUAUGUUCAAGCAAAAUUUUAUAAGCUAAAAGUCUCCUGUGUCCCUUUUUGGCAAAAAAAGACUUUUUCUGAAAUCAUCGAUUAUCUUUUUGAAGAGAAACUUCCAGAAUUUGAAGAAAUGUUAGAAAAAAGGAAACAGAAGCAGUUUAGUUCUGACAAGUUAACAGCCAGUCAACAGAGAACAACUUUCCAACUCAGUGACAUUUUUGAUUCCAGUGAAGACAGUGAUUAAUUGACUGCCUUAAAAACAAUUCCUGGUCUUCAUAUUUAACUGCAGAAUGGAUCUGGUUGAAUGUAGGCACAGAUCAGCAGCUGCAGGUACACAGGCUAUCUAGAAAUGGAAAAAGCAAAGAUACUCAUACCUGAGUCUCUUGUUUCAUACUGAAGACUGAGGUAAAUACAAUUUUUGUGCCAAUUUUUUUUUUUUUUUAACCUUAAUUUAGCUCUGGUUUAAGAUACCUUUUAAAGCAUCUAAGUUGCUUUCUGAAUGUCUCAAAAAUAUUUUUUUUCCACUGCUUUGUUUUCUGUGGAGUUGAAAGCUGCUGUUUACCCUUUGUGUUGGAACUUUUUUUUUUUUAGAACUUUAAUGAAUUUAAAAUUAUUUAAAAGAAAUAAAUUCAUGGAUUUGAGAAAACACUUUCAAUUUGCUUUUAAAUCUCUAUAAUGAAAAAAACCUUAAGGUAUCUGUGAUGAUGGAAACAGCACAACUUUGAGUUGUGGUUUUUUUAAUGUAUCAUCUUAAAAACAUCUGUUAUUUUUGUUGUAGACUUAUACUUUUAUCCACCCUUCUAGGGAAAAGGGUUUUUUGUCCCUUACAAUUCAUAAAUUGUAAUGUCAUUUCAUGCUAACCAGAGCAAUUAUGUUGUAUUUGGAAUACAGAGAUAAACUGGGCAGUGUGUAUAUAUACACAUAGAUAUAUUUUUAUUGUGCCAAGGAGAAUUUCUACAUUUUAAUAAGCUGAGGGAUAAGGUGGAGGUUUGUACUCAAGUCAUUGUAUGGUAUUUUUAACUGUCUGUCUAGAAGGAUUAUUUGUAAAUUGACCAAGUAAAUGUAAAAAAAACCAAAACAAACAAGAAACAACCACAAAACUUACUGUUUGUGUAAAGUAUUUUUAUGGCUUGUUUAUAUUUCUUACCUGCUGUAUUAGAAAAUGAUGCAAGAAGACUUGGUUUCUGACAUACUGCUUUUUGAUGGUCAUUUUGAUACGGGAGAAUUUCCUUCGUUGUAAUGAUGGUCACUGAAAAUGGAGAACCUCUUGUGGCAUGAAAUAAAGGCCUGGCUGGAGGUUCA
This is a messenger RNA of Apus apus (common swift), 5818 nucleotides long. It is a transcript of the gene TTF1, whose product is annotated as transcription termination factor 1. The transcript is spliced from 16 exons. The record is from RefSeq and is a predicted model, not a curated record. Bases 2595 to 4760 code for a protein of 721 amino acids. Lineage: Eukaryota; Metazoa; Chordata; Aves; Apodiformes; Apodidae.